Messenger RNA from Postia placenta MAD-698-R-SB12, 732 nucleotides. RefSeq lists its product as hypothetical. Lineage: Eukaryota; Fungi; Basidiomycota; Agaricomycetes; Polyporales; Adustoporiaceae. The record is from RefSeq and is a predicted model, not a curated record. The coding region runs from base 53 to 325 and encodes 90 amino acids. The transcript is spliced from 3 exons.
CUCGCUUCUACAUUCUUGUCUGCUGGCCAGCAUCUGUAUUAGUAGGACGACAAUGGGUUCCAUGUGCUCGAAAUCUGCAUCGCUCCUGGGUGGGCGGACAGUCCAUGACGAUCCAGAUGAAGGCAAUACGCCAAAUGGUUCUCGUCAGACUGAUCCUCGCGCCGCAGCUGCAGAAGCCGCAGAAAGACGGCGAAAGGCGGAGCAAUCCCGCGGCACGCAGGCCUCUAAUCCCAACAAAGGCAAAUUAGCUGCGAACUUGGAGGCAUCCAAAGCAGCCCCGAGGGUUCCGGAGCCGCGACAAGAAGAGCAACUCGUGUGGGACUGAUCUACAAGGGUCGUCAUAACCGCUUGCGUUACGCAUUGCCUGCAGGCCGCUAGCCGGAAAGGCUCGUGGCAUUCCGCCCCCACACGUUCUGGCAUGGCUGCCGUCACCGGUUCCAUCGACUGGGCAGUAAUUGCAUAUGCCAUCCCACUUCCAUUGUUUUCAUGUCGCUCGGGUACCCUGUAUUGGCCUUCGACAUUGAUGCGUGGUCCAAACGCAUCGAGCUACCGUUAUCUUAUCUAUGGGGCGUGGACAGGAUGACAGUGCCUCAGCGGAGACGCACGCAGACCUAUUCGUGAUUUGUAGUUCGUGGAGGGCGUUCCUAGACGGCCAUGACUCGAGCUUGAGCAUGUAUGGGAUUUCAUCUUGCCGCAUGGGAAAUCCGGAACGUUUGGCUCAGCUAUCACAAC